This is a messenger RNA of Bicyclus anynana (squinting bush brown), 9894 nucleotides long. Its product is annotated as carbohydrate sulfotransferase 11. NCBI's taxonomy places the organism in Eukaryota, Metazoa, Arthropoda, Insecta, Lepidoptera, Nymphalidae. Gene Ontology annotation, molecular function: sulfotransferase activity. The transcript has 8 exons. Gene Ontology annotation, biological process: carbohydrate biosynthetic process. The coding region runs from base 428 to 1537 and encodes 369 amino acids. The record is from RefSeq and is a predicted model, not a curated record. Gene Ontology annotation, cellular component: membrane.
CUCAGUCCUCACACCACUCCAGUGCCGACGCGUCUGCCAUUGAGUGCGGAUGUCUCGUGAUAAACACCGCGCCGUUUUCCGCGCACGUUAGAACAUCGGAGCUUUUAUUUAUAAACAAAUGUUUAUUUACUGUAAUUACCUUGGUUAAUAUUCGGUUUUGCGUACGGAUUGUUGUUAAAACGUUUUUUUCGAGUGCAAAGUGGCUUGUUUCGUUCAAUGUUUAUAUGCGAAGGUGAAAGCACAUGUGCGGCUUUCCGUAUUUCGACUGUAAUUAUAAUACGAUAUUUGAAUUAAUCAAGGUUAAUAAUAUCGCAGGUAAUAAAUAAUAUAAAAACAUGAAUAAAAAACUAACACUGCGAUGCGAUCCGCGGUAAGGCAUAGUGCACACAGUGAUAUGGUGAUAAUAUAAAAAUAGUACAAAAAAAAAAUGGCGCGACGAAACGUGAGUGUGAUGCGACUAGGGAGGUGCGUGGCUUUCCUCGCCGCGGCAACAUUCCUGCUGCCGUUCACAAUCUUGCUGAUGGUUGCCGAUCAGCAGUACAACCUCACUUACAACUCCAAACGGGUCUUCUAUCAAGAGAGCGACUUCUAUAAAAUUAAUGGAACAUAUUUAACGCCCACAUUUAUACGGACACAGUACAUCUUCGAAAAUGGCACGCACGACGAAGGUCUGUUAUCCCGGGACAAGUUUAUGGAAGUCGGCGCUAGAAUGGACGCCCGGAGAGAGUACCUCAGGAGUGAAUGCUCCAGGCUUGGCUUAGACGGCGCUGGGCAUAAGGCAUACGCUUGGGAGUACUUGAUCAAUCGGCAAUACCAUGUUAUAUGGUGCAACAUAUUCAAAGCGGCGUCUACGUCUUGGAUGUAUAACUUCAACUUAAUGGCAAACUACACAGCCGCCUUCCUAGACAGGACCAAGGAGGUUCCUCUAGAACUUGCUAGAAAGAAAUACGCGAGGCCCACAGUAGAAAUGAUCAGGAAGGCGCAGGGCGACUCCUUCACAUUCCUCAUAGUGAGACACCCGCUGGAAAGGCUGGCGUCGGCUUAUAACGAUAAAAUCGUCCACGCGUGGCCUAAGUCCUUCCAUGACCAAAUGGGGCGUAGAAUAAUAAAAAAAUAUAGAAAAGCAGCAACAAAGCCGGUGCCCACGGAGAGGUAUCCUGUGUUCGAAGAGUUCGUCUCGUACGUGCUAGACGAAGCCAAAGUCAAGCGAACAUUGGAUAUGCACUGGACUCCGUACUCCGACUUUUGCACGCCGUGCAAGUUCAACUUUGACGUCAUACUCAAAUUUGAAACAUUAGACGAGGACCAGAGGUUCCUGAUACAGAUGGCGCGGCUGCAGGAGGUGAUCAAGCCGGAGUGGCGGAACAGCGGCAAGGGCACCAACACCCUGCACAACAUCAACCAUCUGUACUCGCGCCUCAAGAAGGCUCAGCUCGACGGCCUAUACAACUUGUACAAGUACGACUUCCAACUAUUCAACUACACCGUAGACAGUUAUUACGAAAUAAUACAGAAGGACGACAGCAGCCACGGAUGAGCGAACGAAACCUCCAUAUUAUGAAUGCUUUAUUUUGUACGCUACGAAGCGCGACAAGCUUGAUUGAUGACGAACAAAAUAUCGGAAAGACUGAUUGUAAGGGAAUAUUAUAAUGGCCAUUUUAUCGAUCCGUUGCUAUUGCGUAAACUUUUUCAUGGCAACAGGUCCGGAUUUAGAAAUAGGGCCCUGAAGCAAAGUAGUGACCUAUAUGGCCGACGCACACUUGGGAAGGGAUGGCAGACUUUUAAUUGAAUAAUGAAUUUGAUACUAAUCCAAUCGAUAUAAGGUGUAUAUUUCAAUGUGCUAAGACUGUAUGCGGCUGUGUAGUCGCUAGUUGAAUGAUCUAGCUUGUCUAUUAAAAAGUGUGCGCAGGUCAUUAAUGAGUAUUGAAACAGCUUAUAUGCAACGUUUUAGUUAAAAUAUUGUGGGACAAAUUAAUUUUAGUGUCUCAAACAUUAUUAGGAAUACUUCGGUGUUGGUAAGAAAACUUUACCUAGAAAUUUCUAUUAACUAUUGGUGUAGUAUUCUUUAUACCUCUUAUGCAGGUCAAACCUCCCCUAAAUCCAGCCCUGUUUUAGAAAUACGACUAUAUUAAAACACCAUAAGGGACAGUUUUACAUAAUUCAAUAUGUACUACAUUUCCGUAUACCGCAAUUCGACGGUGACUAAUGGUAAAUUUUUGAAUUCCCAAAUUACGCGCUUAUUUAUUAUCACUAAAAAAAAUGCUGAUUCUAAUGAUUCAGAUAAGUUACGUAUAAGUACAUCUUCCUCAAUUCAAAAUGUAAAUGCAACCAUCCCAUAAGGUAUUUAAAUACAUAAUUUAUUAUGAUACGAUGAAGGGACAAAAAAUUGUUUGAACUUGUAUCCUUUCUUUAUCUAAAGCUUUCUUCGAUUUUAUUUGAGAACUAUAUAUAUUGUAUUUUGUAUAGGUUGUUUUCUACUUUCCGAAGAAGGUAUAACUUUGAAUGUAGUAGACUUGACAGAACAAACGCCUUUCUGUGUGCAAACUAAAGGAACGUCAGCAACAUUACAACUAGAUUUCAUAUGAGUUUCAACGCGAGACAAACAGUCUUCCUAAAUUAGAAUAUCUAUAUUUGUAUCCACCAAAUAAAUACGUUAUCUACCAUAUUGUUACUGCCAUUAUGUUUAUAUUUCUUCGUCUUCUGCAAUUAAAAUCUAAGAAAUACAAUGUUAAUGUACUCGUAAUCUUUUUAAAUAUUAAAGACAGUUAUUUUAAAAUAUAACUUUUGGCUUGGACUUUCUUGCAUCAAGUUCGUAUAAUUUUACGCAAGCCAUUAUAUAUAUCGGCUAUGAAUAAAAUGUUAAAAUGUAUGUUUUUAUCUGUGGCGUAACUACAGAAUCUGAUGCCCCAUAGAAUUGGAAGGGCUCCAGAAAAAUCCUCACGUAGUAUGUAUAAUGUUAGAUUACUUUUGAGCUCACGGCUUGCGGGGCACUGCACUGGUUUUUAUGUUUCUAUUUUAUUUUAUUUAUAAAAUAGAUUUUAUAAAAUAAAUCGUGUUAAAUGUUUCUUUUUAAAUCUAAACAACUAAAGCUACGCAAUUUAGCGAAGCAUUUCAGACUACCUCCUCGUACCUGGUAUGUUUGUUUCAUAAAGUUCAUAUAAUAUGUAGGAAAGCCAGGUGUUAAGCAAUGCGCACGAGUUAUAAACGCGUAAGAGCCUUGCAGUUUUGAAAUCGUUUUCGUUUGAAAUAAUUUAUGUUAUUUAUUAUAUAUAAUGUAUGUAUGUAUUUGUAAUUUCAAAAUGUCUUGACAGUAAGUGGCUCAGUUUAAUUAAAAUUUAAUUGUAAUUUUUAUCACUUUUUCGAUUAUUAAGUUGAAGUACAAUUUAGCUUCAAAAUUAGAAUAAAACGACUAUCAGGCGUGAUACUCAAUGUGAACCAACCUUUUUGAGUAACCAACAUUUUGCAUGAAAAAAAAAAACAGCAUAGCCUUCAAAUGUAUACCUAAGUAGGUAUCUACGAUUAAAUUUUGUAAUUGUAUUAUUUGUUUACUUGUCUAGCUGUCGUUAUGAAGCCUUCUCGGUAGUAUAUCUUAACUGUUACCCUAAACAAAUCUAGUACAUACUAGUAAAAUUAUAAGCUUAAAAUAGUGAUUCCAAACUUGUAAAUAUUUUGCUGGUCUCUACACAAAAGUAUUAAAAACUGUUUUUAACAUAAUUUUGCAUUCACAUAGAUUUUUUAACUUUUGUUUUGAACUUUGGAUGUCAGUUUUUGAGAAAGAAAAUUAUUUAAAAAAGUUUCUGAGGUUAAAAGGUUUCGUCUAUUUUUUGUCUAUUUUCCCAUUCGCGUUUUAGAAUACAUACCUACCUGAAAACGACAUUUUGAUUUUUGUGAGGGACUUGGCAAAAAAUUGUUGGUUAAAUGUCAUGAUUAGUGUACCAUACCUACUAGCUAAUUAAAUCUAUAUGGGUAUUAGAAAAUACUAUAUUUUACAAUAUAUUCUAUUUUAAUAUGAUACAAAAAUUUAUUAGUGCUUCCGUAUACUUAGAUUUACAAGAUUAAUAUGUAAUGAAAAUAAUUGUGAAAUAUGUACGUAAGUAAAUAUUUUGUAUGUUAAGCGUAAAUGUUACCAUCAUGUUCAAUAUAUUAUCAUCGAAAUUCAGAAAAAAAAACAUAAGACAUUGUCUAUACUCUAUAAUAUUACGACCUUUUAUAGAUGUACCUAUAAUAAUCGUUUUAUGCAAAGUAUAUUAAAAAAUUAUAUUGCCACUGUUAAAACAUAGUACGUAAUAUUUAAAAUUAUUUGUCUACGAAUAGGUACUUUAUUAAGAUAAGCUUUUUUUAAAUAAAAAAAAUUAAAAUCAUGGCAUGGGUCGAAUACAAUUAAGUACAUUUUUAAUAAUAUUUCGUCUCAUGAUUAGAUGUACCUACGCAAACAAUAUUCAUAUGAUGAUAAAUUAUUGUAACCUGGUACAUAAAAAUAUAGUGCUUGUGUAGUAUCUAUGAAUGAGCGCAAGAUAGCAAUUUAAAUGCAACUUCACAUCUUGCACAGUAGCGUAGCGAUGUCAGGGCAACGGACCCGGAUGAUAUAAAGGAAACAGCAGCAAACUUUUUGGAAAAUCAAAAUGUGGACGCGUCAUUAGACCCAUUAGAUAAAAUCUACCACAUAAAAAUACUCCUUCCAAGUAAAUACAUCGUUAUCUUGUUUUUCAAUAAACUAUACGGUAAUAAAUCUGGAUCGUUAAUAUAUUUUUAGUUUUAAACAAAUAAUUUAAAGCGGGAGCGGAAAUUUUGCAGUGGGCCCUAAGCGGCAAAAACCCUCGCUACGCUACUGGUUUUGUGCGUUAUAAAUUCUACACAAGAGAUUGUUCUAGGUUUUAAAAAAUACAUUAUACGUAUCCUAACCUACACUGCUGUCUAAUGACCAAUAUGAAUGUGAGUUGUUAUAAUAGUUGAUAAUAAAUGUCCAGACAGGGCCGCGCCACCUUUUAUAUAGGUAAAUAACGUUCAUGGUUAUUCUGUUCACUAUCGAUCAAUAUUUAGGUCUAUGGUCAAAGUUCACUUCCAUUGAACUGACCUAGUUUUUGAUUGUUCAUAUUUAAAUUUUUAUUUUUAUUUAUGUUCAUAAGAUAAGCUUUAAUAAAAAAUAUACUGAUGCCGACACAACCUAUAUUCUUAUCGUAAGAUAAAAGCGUAUUGAGUGCGUGAAGUGUUUACAAUGGCAAAUUAAGGACCAGUGAUAAUAUUAGGUCAAUAAAAUUAGGCCAACUGACAAAUUCCUUGAUAAGAAACCUUUGACACAGGCCUGUUUGGCGUCAGUCUCUGUCUGUCGUAGCCAAACAUAGACUCCGCGCCACAAAACAAGUCCUGUAGACGCGGCGACAAUGUCUUUAUGGCGCUCAUUGUCAUUUGGUAAAGGAGAUAGUCCAAAGUUGUAUGGAACCCAGGAUCAGUCAUUGUACCCUAGCAGAAAUAAAAGACGAAUUUUUUUUACUAUUUUUGAUUAUACAAAUCUACGAAUUUACUUUAAUUCUUUCGUAAUAAUAUUCAUUAUCUCCCAAGAAAUGCAACAUUAAUAAGGACAAUAAUGGCGGAUAGAUGACGUUUUCAAUGCAGUAAUCGAUUUGACGUUUGCUGUCAAUUGUCAUGUCAUAGUUGCUCUAUGAGCGCCAUUUUCAUAUUUAUUUUUAUUUAGUUACAUUUAUGCACUUUAAUAAAUUUUAAUAAAAUCUCUUGUAUUGUAUAAAUUUUAAUGAUACGGGGUACAAGAGUGGACCUGAAAUCUCCUUUAAAUUUUACUUCAGGUUUUAGCCGCGGAACUUAUUUCGUGGCACGGAGUCUACCUGAAGAUUACCUAUGGUGGGAGCAUAGGCUGAUAAAUAAAAAAGAAUUUUUAGUUAAAAAAUUGGUUACCUAUGCAGUUCGGCUCCAAUCAGACUUGUUGAAGUUAUGGGAAAUACUCCCGAUCACCCUGUAUAAAGUAUCUAGUACGGGUGAAAUAAUGAGGUAAAGCUAGUGUGAAUGAAAUUGGAUGGCGCGGUCCUGAACCUGUCCACUACAGCACUAUUUCAUAUAAAUAAUGGAGAACGCAAUGUAUUGAAUGAACCACUAAAUUACACAACUGAGUCAUCAACCGCGUGAUACAGGGAUGCGGGAGGGUUAAAAAAAUCGUAUAUAUUCUAAUUUGCAUUGCCUACAUAUAUUGAUAUUUGAGCCGAUGGACGUCGAUGCACACAGUCCUUUUAUAGGGACUUCCAAACUCAUUCAUGAUCCUGAGCCAUCUGCAUCCAGCGAAUAUCUGCGACUCGCUUGAUAUCAUCAGUCCACCUGGUGGGGGGUCGACCAACACUGCGAUUUGUAUUGCGGGGUCGCCAUUUCAACACCUUGGGACCGUCCAUCGGCUCUUCGAACUAUGUACCCCACCCCACCCAUUGCUACUUCAGUUUUGCGACUCGUUGGCUAUGUCGGUGAUUUUGGUUCUUCUGCGGAUCACCUCAUUUCUGAUUUGAUCACAUAAGCAUAGCUCGUUCCAUCGUUCGCUGUGCGACUCUGAGUCUUGUUAUGAGGAUAUUAAUAAAUGAAUUAUUUGGUAACCUGAAAUUAGCUGAGCAUUAACUAAAUGUAUCUUUAUGUAAGAAUAUUGACAAGUGAUAUUGUAUCAGCUGUCCUAAUUCACCUCAUGAAAUAAAUAAAUAAACAAGUGGUAUCAAGUGGAAUAGACGCCUCACGGUAAACGAUUUCAUUCAUUAAUUAUAUAUGUUCGUGUUAUCUCCCGUAUCUCUUUCACUCCCAUCUGACGUCAUUUUCCGCAUUGUACCACGCAGACGAAGUCUCAGUUAUGCAGUUUAUUAUAGGCAUAAGUUUACUUUGUUUAUGUUUAAGAUUAAAGGAAUAUAUUAUGUAAUUAUAAUUAAAAUUGGAUCAAUUUCGAUUUAACCGUAUAUCCUGACUGUAGAGUUUAAUUCGUCAUUUUGAUUAUUAUUUAUUUAUAGUUAAUUUUAUAAAUUAAGUAAAAUAAUACUCGUCACAUAAAAGUGCUUUUAGCAUAAUACAAGUACAAAGUUAGUACCUAUACAAAGAUAAUAUAUAAAUGAUCGUGGAAAUUCCGAUAUUUCUAAACAAUUCUUUAUAUCUGGCUCUCGCUCAUAAUCUAAUGCUUAUUGAUAUACGAGAAACAGAGAGGAAGCUACUCUAAUGCGUGCCCCUGCUAUUAGCAGCGUUUAGAAAUAUCCUAGAAUUAUUUCGUUAUUUUUACAUUUAGGUACGGCCUUAUUUAUAAACAUCGAUUCGGAUUUAAUACUCUAAUUUCUUCAAAGUCAACUUUAAAUAGUAGUAAUAAGGUCCACUUUGAAGAAAAUUGGGGUUAAAAUCUUAAUCAAUGUAUACAAAUAUGGAGGUUAUUGUUUAAUUAUAUUGCAAUUAUAAAUUGCACCAUUGUAUUAAAAUAUAUUUCAUUUAAUUUAUUAUUGCAUAUUAAUUAUAUUAAUAGUUUCGUGAAUUCACUGCAAAAAUACUGACAAGAGGCGGCAUAAAAGUCAUUUAUUGCAUUAUUAAAAUAUUUUUCUUCAAAAUUAAUAAAUAUUAUUUUUCAUUUGCUUACAUUUUACAUAUUUACAUAUUUAAAUUUCCAAAAUUAUGAUUUUGAUUUUUAUAUGUAUGUUUUGUUAAGUUACGUUAACUAGUCGUUAGUAUAUUAUUGAGGUUUUUGAGAUAAAAUGUUUUAGGAGACAAUAUAAAGCGAUGUAGAAAGUACUGGCACACAUUAUAGAAAUAUGUAAUGGCCGGCGUUCACAAAUCACAUUUAUCACUGUUAAAACUAUUAUGAGCAUUGCUAGCGUUGAAAUAAAGUCGAAAAUUGAUCAACAAAUCAACACGCCUCGUGACGUAACAGUAUGAGGUAGUUUGCGUCAGCAGUUGUGCGACGUAGUCUGCACCAGUAGUUAUUGGGGAUGACGGAUUCUGCACCGACCUCUAUCUAUUAUUUGUGGCGAAAUUAGGGCCGCCUUGGUAGUGUAUACAUGAUUAAUAAAUAAUAGAGAUGCGCCGAGUAACACUUUUGCCGAGUAACGAGUACCGAGUUUUACUCGGUUAAAUUUUUUUAAACCGAGUACUCGGCCGAGUACCUCGGUUCAAUCAAAUUCCCAUUUCGCGCGCGUAAACAAGUAUUAAUUCAAUUUAAUUCAAAAUUGUUUUUUUCAAGGCUUAGUUUACAAGCCACCAGCUCAGAAGGCGCAGUCUCCUGUUGAGAAUAGCGACGGGAAACUCAACAGUUACUCUUUUAAAUCUUUUUAUUUUAAUUUUAUUUCAAUUUAAUUGAGAUUUUCAAAGAUUUCCUAAAUUACUGAAAAAUACUUUUUGAUUAACACUGUUGUUUUAAUUAUAUGCACCUAAGUAAUGCUUUUCUUAAACAAGGUAUACUCGGCAUUCACCGACCGAGUCAUUCGGCCGAGUACGAGUAUCAAAAAAUCCGCCGAGUACGCCGAGUACCGAGUAUCAACCGAGUACUCGGCCCAUCUCUAAUAAAUAACAAUAACAGUAUCAAAAAUAAAGACUAGGACUAGGAAUUUCUAAAUCGUGAUAGGCAUAUAAGUGGGUGCCGGUACUUAAUUUAUUAUGUAGUGAAACAAUCUGCAAAGAUUUGUGAGCCUCUAAUGUUAAAUAUUAUAGUUUUAGUUAUUUAAAUUAAAUAAAAUUUUUUGUUACAAAUGUAGCGUAAGCCCAUUAAAAUGUUGACAUAUAAUUAAAUAGUGAAUACAAAAAGACAUUUAAUUUUUCAAAGUAAUGUAGUUAAUAGAAUUAUUUUAAGGGACUAUUAUUUGUUUUUGUUUUAAACUAUUCCUUAGGAUACCUAGGUCAGAUUUGCCGGAACUUUAAAAUGCAUAAUAUUAUGUUUAAGUUAAAUUAAUUAAAAUAUUUAAUGUUAUGGUUAAGUGGCAUACCCAUAACCAAAUCAGCUAUGUUAUUGUAAAAAAUGUCUAAACUUAAGUGCAUAAAAUACAAUUUCAAGUAAUAGCUUUACAGUUCUCAUCAUAUAAGUUUGCCGCUCUGAAUGUAGUAUUCGUAAAGCAGACUUCCGAACGGCAAAGUUAUUGGACUCUGACUGUACCUACUCCUUUAAAAUGUCAAAAAAUUUACUCAUUGUAAGUUUAUUGAUUUCAGAUUUCUCUUUAACUUAGCGCAUGUUGGUGCAAUAAAAAAUAAUUAUUCUAUAAUUCGCUUGUAGUACUUAGUAGAAUUACAACUACUUAGUACGUACAAACUAACGUAGAUUUUUGUGUACAGUCAACAUCAACAAUGUUUAAAUAUACGUUGAAAAACGUAUUAAUUAAAAUACCAUUACAAUAAUAAGUUGUAACUUGUAGGUAUAUAUGAGUACUGUCAGUAAACAAACAAUUAUUUUACAGUUAUUUCAAAAUUAAUUCCAUUUUUGCAAAUAACGGAGGUAUCCCGAAUCCUAUAAUCUGCUGCUAAUUUUCAACUUUCAAUAGUACAUUAUUGAGCCUUUGCCUGUGCAGUACAGGGAUUCCAAAUUCAAAUUUUGAAUUCCUGUAUCAUGCAAAAGAUGAGCUGUGAGGCUAUUCUAUAUAUUUUUUAAUAAAAAACACGGUUUACGUUUUUCAUCUUGACUGUACACUGUAUAUAUUGUAUUUGACUGUAAUAGUUAUAUGGAAAGAAUGUUAGACCAAAAAUAAUGGCCUAGAUAGUAACUGAAAUGGUGCUAUAGUCCUUUAGAUUUUGAUCUCAUAUCAAUUUGAGAGCGUGCAUGUUGAUGCUACUGUGUUGAUUGCAAACUAUCGAAUCGGUUGUGUUAAAUGAUGUUAAAGAAAAUUUUAUUCUUAGUACUUAUAGAGAAUAAUAAAUAUGAGUUUAAUUCAGAAUAAAUUUGUUUUAAUUGUG